Triticum turgidum subsp. durum (durum wheat) is the source of this 390-nucleotide messenger RNA. NCBI's taxonomy places the organism in Eukaryota, Viridiplantae, Streptophyta, Magnoliopsida, Poales, Poaceae. The record is from the annotation of a GenBank genome assembly.
AUGGCUCAGCCUCCAGGUAAGCUGAUGGACACAAUCAGAAGGCCGGUCACAGCAGCUUCAUCUCUUGGCCAAUCAGCGGCAAAUCAUCUCCAGCCACUGGUCACAUUGGCUCAGAGGAAUGGAGUUAACAGGAGGUGCCUCCUCACUCUGCUGGCAUCCGCCGCAGCCAUACCCGAGGCCAGUGAAUCAAGAAAGGCGCUAUUGCAAGAUUAUGUGAAGAGGUCAAAGGAAAACAAAGAGAAGAAUGACAAGGAGAGGCUGGACGACUUUUACAAGAGGAAUUACAAGGAUUAUUUCGGUUUCAUGGAAGGCUCGGUUAGAGAGAAGCCAGCGGAGGAGCUCACGGAGUCGGAGAAAGGAAUUCUUGCGUGGCUUGACAAGAACAAGUAG